UUUCGCAAUUUUUAUGUUACAUUUUUAUAUUACAUUUUGUGUGUGCUUUGAACACAUAGAAUUACAUGUUAAAUGUCUUGAACGUUGCAGAGAAGCCUUCAGUGGCUAAGAACAUCACUGAGAUUCUAUCAUACGGAAAUGCCACAAGGGAAUUUACACAUUCCAAAACUAACCCUGUGUACUCAUUCCCUCACUGGUUUGAAGGGAAUAUGUGCAAAAUGUUUUUCACCUCCGUCAAAGGACACUUAACGAACCUAGACUUCCAUCAAAAUUAUCGCAACUGGCAACGCACAUCAAUCCUGGAUUUAUUCACUGCACCCAUUUAUCCUUUCAUCACGAGCGACUGUAAAGAUAUCGAAAAAAACAUACUAAAAUACGCAAAAAUGUCUGACGCUAUUAUACUCUGGCUAGACUGUGAUAGGGAAGGCGAGGCAAUAGCGUUCGAGGUCUUGGAAGUCUGUUAUAAAGUUAAGAAGAACCUUAUAGUUAGGAGAGCGAUAUUCUCAUCAGUUACAAAGCCAGACAUUGAACAUGCCUGUGUAAAUUUGAAAGAACCUAACAAAAAUCUGGCAAAUGCGGUUGAGACAAGGCAGGAAAUAGACCUGAGAAUAGGUUCUGCAAUUACUCGAUAUUUAACUUUAAAAUAUAAAACUCAAAUAAACACUAAAGCUGCCAUUCUCAGCUACGGCACAUGCCAGCUACCUACCCUGGGAUUUGUGGUUGAACGUUUCAUUUUAAUAGAGAAUUUCAUAAGUGAGCCCUUUUGGACAAUUAAUGUGGAAGUUACUCAUGACAAUAUCCCUGUUACAUUUCUCUGGCACCGCAAGAGGAUAUUCGACGAAUUAGCUGUUCUAACACUUUAUGAAUUAUGUGUUCAAAACCCUAGAGGGACUAUAAGAAAGGUUUUUAAAAAGGAAGUUAGAAGACAUCCUCCCUUACCAUUAGAUACCAUCGAGAUGAACAAGGAUGUCAGUAGAUUUUUAAGAAUUUCCUCACACCGGUGUAUGCAGUUGGCAGAAAGUCUCUAUAACAAGGGCUACAUAAGCUAUCCUAGGACAGAGACUAAUGCUUUCCCCAGCUCUAUCAACUUAAAAUCAAUAAUUCACAACUUAUCAUCAGUUCCAGAAUUCUCACAGUACACCCAUAACCUUUUAAACGAGGGCGGGUUCAAAGAACCAACUAAGGGAAAGAAUAACGAUGAAGCUCAUCCCCCAAUUCAUCCUGUCAACAGUCUCACUAGAGAUAGGGCUGAAUCAGAGCAACACUGGCUACUUUACGAAUACAUAACUAGACGGUUUCUCGCCUGCUGUAGCAAAGACGCCAUUGGCCACCAGUCCAAUAUAAUUCUGGAAAUUUCAGGUGAACUAUUUAAUUUAAAAGGUCUAGUCAUUAAGGAAAGAAACUGGCUGAACAUUUAUAAAUACAGUUCCUGGGAAGGAAAAAUCGUUCCAGAGUUUCAGGAGAACCAGGAAGUAAUCCCCACUGCAAUUAUUUUAAAGGAUGGAGCCACUCGUCCACCUGAUUUACUUUCAGAGUCUAAUUUAAUUGAUCUAAUGAACAAGAAUGGAAUUGGAACGGAUGCGACUAUGCAUGAGCAUAUACAGAAAAUUCAGGACCGUCACUAUUGUGUUAAAGACGAUAAAUUGAGAUUUGUCCCUACUAAUUUAGGAAAGGCCAUAUACUAUGGUUUCAAGGAAUAUAACUACCACAAUAUUGACUUGACUAAGCCAAGUCUGAGGGCCAAUAUGGAAAAGGACAUGAGUGACAUAUCUGUUGGAAUUAAGAGAAAAGAGCAGGUUGUUUUGAACUACGUGAACCUUCUAAGAUCAAUUUAUCAGCUCAUCAGCACCAACUCUAAUAAAUUCGACGCCUACAUAACUUGUUUAUCUCGUCUAGUUCCUGACGACGCUCCUCUCCCAAACAAUUGUUAA
Messenger RNA from Theileria parva strain Muguga, 1931 nucleotides. RefSeq names its product DNA topoisomerase family protein (gene top3). Gene Ontology annotation, biological process: DNA topological change. Gene Ontology annotation, molecular function: DNA binding; DNA topoisomerase type I (single strand cut, ATP-independent) activity. Bases 66 to 1931 code for a protein of 621 amino acids. Gene Ontology annotation, cellular component: nucleus. The record is from RefSeq and is a predicted model, not a curated record. Lineage: Eukaryota; Apicomplexa; Aconoidasida; Piroplasmida; Theileriidae. The transcript is spliced from 21 exons.